AUGUAUGGAACGAAAGAUCAUGUAAAAUGGAUGGAACUGAGGGAUUUACUGAUGAUAAUGGGUAACUUUCAACAAAGUAAAAUCCUUGUGACUACGCGGAGUUCAAAAGUUGCUUCGAUAGUGGGUACUAUUGCUUCGUACAAGUUGAAUUGCCUUAGUCACAAAGAUUGUUUGUCUUUGUUUGUAAAAUGGGCAUUUAGGGAAGGGGAUGAGAAAGUAUAUCCAAACCUUUUGAGAAUUGGUGAUGAAAUUGUGAAAAAAUGCAAAGGGGUUCCAUUGGCAGUGAGAACUUUAGGGAGCUUACUCUACAUGAAAACUGAGCUACAUGAAUGGGAAUUUAUAAAAGAUAAUGACAUAUGGAAACUUGAUCAAAAUGAAAAUGACAUUCUACCUAUGCUGAAAUUGAGUUAUAAUCAUUUGCCAUCUCAUUUGCAAAGGUGUCUAACUUAUUUGUCAUUGUUUCCAAAGGAUACUAUUUAUGAUACUGAUUAUAUCGUCCAAUUCUGGAUGGCCAUUGGACUUAUUGAAAGCCCAAAGCAAAACGAAGAGUGGGAAGAUGUUGGGUUACAAUAUUUCAAAGAAUUAUGGUCGAGGGGUUUUGUCCAAGAUAUCGAGGAUGAACAUACAUUUUACACAUUUAAAAUCCAUGACCUAAUACAUAAUCUCUUGUCAAAUGUGUCUCAAGAUGAUUGCUUAACAAUUUAUCCUCAUACAAUAAAUGCUGCUGAAAAUAUUCGACAUCUGUCAUUUUCGGAUGAUAAUCCAUUGAGAGCUCCACAAUCAUUUUUGAAGAAUUUAAAAGGUGUGCGGACAUUAGUGAUCCUACCUUCUUCGGGAAGAAAUAGGAUAAUUGAGGAACAUUUUAUAAAUGCUUCUAUCUUGAAUUUCAAGUUCCUGCGGUCACUUGAUCUCUCCAAUUCAUUUUUGGAAGUAUUGCCCAAUUCCGUUGGCACCUUGAAGCAUUUAAGAUAUCUUGACUUGAGCUUUUGUCGAAGAAUGAGGAAACUUCCUACUUCUAUCAGUAAACUUCAGAGCUUGCUGACUUUACGGUUACUCGGCGUUCGACUGAUUGAAGUACCUGAAUGUUUGCAAAGCUUGAUCAGUCUCAGAUUUCUAGAGAUAACCACAGAUUCUCUGCUUUUAAGGGAUAUUCAACCAGGAUGUUGGAGUUCGCUUCAGUUUUUGCUCUUGGUCGACUGUGAUAUGAUAGAAUCUAUAUUUGAAGGGAUGCAACACCUCACAUCGCUGAGAAGACUGGUUAUCCAAGACUGUUCUAGAUUGAUUUCACUGCCAAGAAGUCUGAAAUUUCUUACCAAAUUAGAGGAAAUCCAGAUACUUGGCUGUGAAAAUAUCAAUUUGUGGAUGGAACAAGAAGGAGAAGAAGACCAAGACCUUCACUUGCGGCUUGAAACUUUAACAAUAUUAGGAUCAGAAGCGUUGAAGGAUUUGCCACGGUUGCUUCUUCAAGGAUCUGCUAGCACUUUUAAAUCCAUGCUAAUAAGGAGAUGUCCCAACUUCAAGGUACUACCAGAAUGGAUGCAAAAUCUCACAUCACUUAACAGGUUGGAGCUUGUAAAUUGUCCAGCAUUAUCCUCUCUUCCCGAAGGACUGAAUCGCCUCACCGCACUUAGACAAGUAAAGGUUCAACUAUGUCCUGCGCUGAGCCAAAAUUGUCAACCUGGGGUUGGUGCUGACUGGUCCAAGAUUGCACACGUUCAAGAGGUUCAUAUUGAAGAUAAAAAGAUCGUCAAGCCACGCUCUAGGUAAAUUGGUCCGGAUGCUUGGUCAAAAAAAAAAAGAGCAAGCAGGUGAGACGAUUUCAUUCAAUCUAUUAAGCUUGUUUGUUAUCAGCAACAUUUCAUGAGAAUCCGUCAAUUUUUGCUACACUUUUUCAUAUAUUAUUACGCUUAUAGGAUCUGUUUGACUGAGAAUUUUUGCUAAUUAUCUUUUGUUUUUGGAUGCAUAAAGGCAAAUAAAAUUAUAAUCAUCCGUUUUAAAAGGU
Durio zibethinus is the source of this 2002-nucleotide messenger RNA. RefSeq names its product putative disease resistance protein RGA1. Gene Ontology annotation, molecular function: ADP binding. The record is from RefSeq and is a predicted model, not a curated record. Lineage: Eukaryota; Viridiplantae; Streptophyta; Magnoliopsida; Malvales; Malvaceae.